AUGCAGCCAAUCGUUGCCGUCGUCUGCGAUGUCCGGCAGUUCGACACCUAUACCUGGCACGCAACGCCGGAGACCUAUCUGAAGGCGGCGCUCGAGGUGGCCGGCGUGCUGCCGCUGAUGGUGCCGGCCUUCGGCGAGCGGAUCGACAUUGACGGGCUGCUGAGCCGCGUCGACGGCGUGAUGCUGUCGGGCUCGAAGUCGAACGUUCAUCCGGGCCUUUACGGCGCCGAGCCGGGACCGGCCUACGAGCCAUACGAUCCGGCGCGCGAUGCGACCAGCCUGCCGCUGGCGCGGGCGGCGGUGGAGACGGGCGUGCCGUUGCUUGCCAUCUGCCGGGGGCUGCAGGAGCUGAACGUGGCGCUCGGCGGGACGCUCGCGACCGAGAUCCAGGAGCUGGACGGCCGCAGGGACCAUCGCGCACCGCAGCAAGAGGAUCACGACGAGCGCUUUGCCAUCGUCCACGAUGUGGCGCCCAGGACGGGCGGAUGUCUGGCGUCCAUCGUCGGCGGCGGUCCGGUGCCGGUCAAUUCGCUGCACCGGCAGGCGAUCAGCGCGCUGGCGCCGCGGCUUCAGGCGGAGGCGGUCGCAGAGGAUGGCACGAUCGAGGCGGUUUCGGUGAUCGACGCACCCGGCUUUGCGCUCGGGGUGCAGUGGCACCCGGAAUAUUGGGCGAAGUCCGACACGCCCUCGCGGCGGCUGUUCGAGGCGUUCGGCGAAGCGGCCCGCGUCCAUGCGGGCGGGCGGCUGGCGGCGGCUCAGUAG
Messenger RNA from Effrenium voratum, 762 nucleotides. The record is from the annotation of a GenBank genome assembly. NCBI's taxonomy places the organism in Eukaryota, Dinophyceae, Suessiales, Symbiodiniaceae.